Messenger RNA from Scomber japonicus (chub mackerel), 524 nucleotides. Its product is annotated as ATP synthase-coupling factor 6, mitochondrial. Gene Ontology annotation, molecular function: proton transmembrane transporter activity. The coding region runs from base 115 to 495 and encodes 126 amino acids. The transcript is spliced from 4 exons. The record is from RefSeq and is a predicted model, not a curated record. NCBI's taxonomy places the organism in Eukaryota, Metazoa, Chordata, Actinopteri, Scombriformes, Scombridae. Gene Ontology annotation, biological process: proton motive force-driven ATP synthesis.
GACACGGUGGCUGUAGAAGAAGCCGAUGAUCUCCCAGCACCCCCGGCUCAGAAGGAGGUGCUGCUAGGACAGGAAGAGGAGGAAGAGAAGAAGGAGGGAGCAAAAAAUGAAGAUAUGGAGGUUCAGGAAGGUGCAAGGACACACGCAGAUUUGGAUCCAGUGCAGAGACUUUUCUUGGAGAAGAUCAGAGAGUACGACAACAUGAGCAGGCUGAGUGGAGAACCAGUGGAGAUGGACCCAGAUUAUGAGAAGUCCCUCUCAGAGGAGACAGCUAAACUCCAGAGACUUUAUGGAGGAGGAGACUUGAACAGCUUCCCUGAGUUCACCUUCACUGAGCCCACGUUGGAUCAGGACUCCAAUGAUCCUCCUGCUGCUGCUCUUCCUCUGACUUUCUCCUCCGUCCUCGUUUCAGUUCUUCAUCCACUGAAGAACAGAGAAAACGAGAGAGGAGGAAGCAUAUCAAGUGUGUUGUGUUUUUUUUUUUUUUUGGCUUAAUUGUUGUUAGAAUAAGAGAGAGUGUAUUU